Brassica rapa (field mustard) is the source of this 1536-nucleotide messenger RNA. RefSeq lists its product as uncharacterized. NCBI's taxonomy places the organism in Eukaryota, Viridiplantae, Streptophyta, Magnoliopsida, Brassicales, Brassicaceae. Gene Ontology annotation, molecular function: RNA binding. The record is from RefSeq and is a predicted model, not a curated record.
UUUCUAUCUUAUUAUGAUUUUUUUUGGUAAAAAUGUCAAGUAUCUUAUUAGGAUUUUAUGAAAGCCUAAUGGGCAUUUCUUCACGGCGGCGCAAAUCCAUGGCUUGUAUUUCUCUUCUCGCCACCGGUCGAUUAACCUGAGGUAACCGCGCCGCGCCUGAGAAUAGUAUAAGCUCCUCUUCUUGUCAUGCUAUAUGAAACAUUCGAUUCUUGAAAAGAUAUUUGCAUUUGAAUGAAAAAGGUUGUCACACACACUUGAAUGGCAAUUGCUUUUGCUCGUACUCUUCAAAGAGCUUCUUCAUCUCUUCUUAGAUCUUCAUAUCCACUUCUCAUUUCCGCCAGGUCUAUUCCUCAGAGCCGAGACCUUGCUUGUUCAACAUCGACAUUCUUUCAACCGACCAUCUCAACGAUAUGCAGAAGAAACUUCAGUCAUGGGACGGUGAACCUAGUGAUAUCAGAAGGGAAACCCAAGUUCGAAACACGGGAGCUUGAUCCUCCCAAGAAAUGGAAGUGGCUGACCAAAAAGAGACUGAAGCUGAAAAGAAAGAAGGAGAGAGAGGAAAGAAACGCAGCCAACAGGAAAGACCCACGAAGACUUACCGUCAAGGGGAAGAAGAAGAGGAAGUUCGCUAAUCCAGAGGAAAGAAUAAAGCAUAAGCUUGAAAGAGCCAAGAUCAAAGAAGCGUCGUUGGUUGAGAAACUGAAACGGUAUGAAGUUGCUAAAGUGCAGGGACCCGAGGUUCGACCCCAUGAGAUUACAGGAGAGGAACGUUUCUACUUGAAGAAAAUGGGUCAGAAAAGAUCUAACUAUGUUCCCAUUGGGAGAAGAGGAGUGUUUGGUGGUGUUAUUCUGAACAUGCAUAUGCAUUGGAAGAAACAUGAAACCGUUAAGGUCAUUUGCAAUAAUAGUAAGCCUGGACAAGUGCAGCAGUACGCGGAGGAGCUUGCUAAGCUGAGUGGUGGUGUGCCUGUUAACAUAAUCGGCGAUGAUACAAUCGUAUUUUAUAGAGGGAAAGGUUAUGUUCAGCCAAAAGUUAUGUCUCCUAUCGAUACAUUGUCCAAGAAAAGGGCUUAUGAGAAAUCAAAGUAUGAGCAGUCCCUUGAGUCUGUGAGACACUUCAUAGCGAUUGCAGAGAAGGAGCUUGAACUAUACUACAGACAUGUUGCUCUUUAUGAUGACCCGAGUAACAGAAAUCCUCUUUCGGUUUUGGAUGAUUCUCCAUUGGAUUCAUGUGAUCACCACCGGAAUAGGCUUUAUAUGAGUUGUUCGGAUACUGAAGCUGACUCUGAAGAUGAAGAGGAAAGUGAUGAAGAAGCUCAGUGAAUUAGAGAAUGAUUCUGCUUCUUCAAAAGAAGAGUUGUCUGAAACUGGUAGGUAAAUUGGACUUCUAGACAUUGGUUUGUAUGUCUAGUCAUAAACAAAAGGCAGAAAUGAAAUUAUUUCUUGUUGAAAAGUUGCUAAAUUAAAGCCGUUCUAUUAAGUUUUUAGCAGUGUAUUAUAGAGAUGCAUUUACACAACCGGAGACCUUUGGCAGCA